AUGACGGUAGUAUCGAGAUCAGGAUUAUCCGUUGUGUUUAAUACAGAGCCAGAAGACUACCCUGUUUGGUCUUUAACACCAUUCUAUGGCGCUAAGGUACUAUUAUCUGAUCCCAAUGACUAUCCUGAAACAACUGUCUUAUACAAGUAUGUUACUACUGGCGCUGCGUUGGAUAUAAAGGUGCAACCCCGCAUAUUUCAGUCAGAUGAUGAAUUACGAUGGAUAAAGAUAGAGAAUCGUGGCUGCUUGUUCCACGACGAGGGCAACCUGCAACAUACUAGCAGAUACUCCCUGGAAACUUGUAAGACUGAGUGUCGUAUGAAGAGGUUUCUCGACACAUGCGGUUGUAUUCCAUACAAAUAUCCAAGAGAGAAAAAUACACGCUUCUGUGAGUUCAAAGAUUUGGAAUGCUUAAACAAUAUACGCGUAACAGGAUCGGCUAUGUUGCCUUGUAAGCCGAUGUGUUACGUUGAAUGCAGAGACAAGAACUAUAAAAUAACAAGUGAUGUUAUGCCUCUACUUUCUGACAACUAUCCCAGUGAUGUCAUCAAGGACUACAAUUUGAGUACAUUGUCAGCUCUUCAAGUGUUCUAUGAUAAGCCAACAUGCACCUGCUACAAGCAAACACUUCUCAUCGACUUCGUAUUUUUUAUUGCUACUUACGGCGGUGUAUUUUCCAUUAGUUUUGGUGCGUCAUUGCUCACGUUUGUGGAAAUUGUUUACGUUUUUCUAUUUAAUGCUAUCAAGUAUUGGCAAAGGCAACGAAGAUGUCAUCCUACAUAG
Leptidea sinapis is the source of this 783-nucleotide messenger RNA. RefSeq names its product sodium channel protein Nach-like. The transcript is spliced from 8 exons. NCBI's taxonomy places the organism in Eukaryota, Metazoa, Arthropoda, Insecta, Lepidoptera, Pieridae. Bases 1 to 783 code for a protein of 260 amino acids. Gene Ontology annotation, biological process: sodium ion transmembrane transport. Gene Ontology annotation, cellular component: membrane. Gene Ontology annotation, molecular function: ligand-gated sodium channel activity. The record is from RefSeq and is a predicted model, not a curated record.